GAAAAAAAUGGAUUUCUUGUGAUGUGAAAAAGGAAAAGUGCAGUGUUUGAACUUUGAAGGGUUGUCUCCACCAAAACAGAGAGAACACAACACAACACAACACAACACAUAGAAGAAGCAACACUUCCCUCACUCAUUCAUUCACCUAUUAGGGUUUCCCAAUUCCCAAUUCCAAUGGCGGAGGUCAUCAACGCUCCCCCGGAUUCACUCGACAAAUCCCCACCACCAUCCCCAUCCUCCGCCUCAGCUCCCCCACCUCCUCCUCCUCCUCCUCCUCCGCCGUCGCUACCUCCUCCCUCCGAUUCCGAUCUCCCUCCACCACCUGCCCGCAGGAGGGACAGGCGGGACGACCGGGAUUUCGAUCGUCCACCUAACCGCCGCGAUUACUACGACCGCAGCAACAACUCCCCCCCGCCCAAAGACCGGGACAGGGACUUCAAGCGCCGCCGCAGCCCCUCACCUCCUUCCCAACGCGACCGCGACCGCCGUCACUCCCCUCCUCCCCCCUACAAGCGUUCCAGGAGAGGUAGUCCCCGCGGUGGUUACCGUUACGGUCCCGAUGACAGCAGAUUUGGAUAUGAUAAUUCUGGCGGUUAUGAACGGGGAAUGGGUGGAAGGGUUGGUUAUGUCGAUGACAAGUCUUAUGGCCGGUUUGGACAUCGUUCAGCUGGAGAAUAUCAAAAUGGUAUUUCUGAUGUGGAAUCCAAUCGUGGUUAUGCAGACUUGCCAAGUGGCAGUGCACAAAGAGAAGGGUUGAUGUCCUAUAAGCAAUUCAUUCAGGAGCUUGAGGAUGAUAUACUGCCUGCUGAAGCAGAACGUAGGUAUCAAGAAUACAAGUCGGAGUACAUUUCCACCCAAAAAAGAACCUAUUUUAAUUCUCAUAAGGAUGAGGAGUGGUUGAAAGAUAAAUAUCAUCCAACAAAUUUGCUUACAGUCAUUGAAAGGAGGAAUGAAAAUGCUCGACAGCUGGCAAAGGACUUUUUGCUUGAUUUGCAGAGUGGAACAUUAGACCUAAAUCCUGGUUUGAGUGCCUCUUCAUCCAGCAAAUCAGGCCAAGCUAGUGAACCGAAUUCAGACGAGGAAGCAGACAAUGCCGGUAAGCGGAAAAGACAUGGUAGGGGAUCUAAUAAAGAAAAUGAUUUCUCAGCUGCUCCCAAGGCUCACUCUAUUAGCUUGGAACCUAGACGAAUACAGGCCGAUAUUCAACAGGCUCAGACCCUUGUCCGCAAGCUUGACAUAGAAAAGGGGAUUGCAGAUAAUAUUUUAUGCAACAGUGAUCUCAAUAAAAAUGAUGAUAAGACUCACAGGGGAUCUGUGGGUCCCAUAAUAAUUUUAAGAGGUCUAUCAUCGGUUAAGGGUUUAGAGGGUGUUGAACUUUUGGACACACUUAUUACAUAUCUUUGGCGGAUUCAUGGUGUAGAUUAUUAUGGUUUGAUUGAGACUAUUGAGGCUAAGGGUUUUAGGCAUGUCAGGCCAGAGGGAACCACACAUGAAGAAAAAGGUAAAUCAGGGUCUGAAUGGGAGAAGAAACUAGACUCAUUUUGGCAGGGAAGGCUGAAUGGUCAGGAUCCCGUGGAAGUAAUGACUGCUAAGGAGAAGAUAGAUGCUGCAGCAGCGGAAGCGUUGGAUCCAUAUAUUAGGAAAAUUAGGGAUGAAAAGUAUGGAUGGAAGUAUGGUUGUGGAGCCAAGGGCUGCACGAAGCUUUUUCAUGCUUCUGAAUUUGUGCACAAACACCUGAAGCUAAAACACCCAGAGCUUGCUGUUGAACAAACCACAAAAGUGCGUGAGGAUCUCUAUUUUCAAAAUUACAUGAAUGAUCCAGAUGCUCCUGGUGGAAAGCCUGUAAUGCAGCAAACUCAGAGGGACAAACCUUUAAAGCGAAGAUUAGGUAUUGAGGGCCGAUUGAGAGAUGAUCGUGGUAGUCGUCAAAAUCAUGAUCGGAGUGACCGAUUGAAUGAUGGAGAUAGACCUGAGAAUUCUCCAUCCCGCGAAAGGCAGUCUAAAGCACUUGAGAUGGGAAACCAUGAUGAAACAAUGUAUGAUACAUAUGCAGGACCUGGUGUUUCUCCAUUUGCCUCAGAUAUGCCUCCUCCACCAGUAUUGAUGCCUGUACCUGGUGCUGGACCAUUAGGACCCUUUGUUCCUGCUCCACCAGAAGUUGCAAUGCAAAUGUUAAGAGAGCAAGGAGGACCUUCUCCAUAUGAUGGCUCUGGAAGAAAGAUGCGAUCUGGCUCUCAUAUGAGCGGACCAGCACCUAUAAUUGCUGUUCCUCCAGCUUUUAGACCACAUCCUCGGAGGAUGCGAAGUUAUCAAGAUCUGGAUGCGCCAGAUGACGAGGUCACUGUGAUAGAUUAUCGGAGUUUGUAGUAGGUGUGUAGUCUUUGUUGUCGCUGAUUUUCUAUAUAUCUAUCUCUAACUACUUACUACAAAGGAGGACCCUUUUUUUCUACUAUUCAUCCAAGGAUUUUAUACUAUUAGAUGAAGGUCCACAAUAAGGAACCUUUAUAAGUUGCUUUAUUUACCUUUUGUUGGUCCUAAUUAACUUUGCAUAACUUUUUAGUUUUUGCUUUUAAUAAACUUUUUCCGAUA
Messenger RNA from Lotus japonicus, 2589 nucleotides. Its product is annotated as serrate RNA effector molecule-like. Gene Ontology annotation, biological process: primary miRNA processing; mRNA processing. The coding region runs from base 175 to 2367 and encodes 730 amino acids. The transcript is spliced from 12 exons. NCBI's taxonomy places the organism in Eukaryota, Viridiplantae, Streptophyta, Magnoliopsida, Fabales, Fabaceae. The record is from RefSeq and is a predicted model, not a curated record. Gene Ontology annotation, cellular component: nuclear body.